Hydatigera taeniaeformis is the source of this 1077-nucleotide messenger RNA. Lineage: Eukaryota; Metazoa; Platyhelminthes; Cestoda; Cyclophyllidea; Taeniidae. The record is from the annotation of a GenBank genome assembly.
AUGUCGGGGAAAGCAUCGGUUUCUCGAUUGUACUUAGAACACUGGCAAACUCAUGGUGGGCUCAAUGUACCUCCACCUCCAAGCCAGGUACCUGUGGAAUUUCCGCUAGUCAGUGGCUAUUGGUUUGCAGUUGUAGCAGCCGCGAUUGGGAUUCUUUUGAAUAUUUCAUUUAUCAUACAUCUGCUCCUUAAGAAAUAUACCCCAUUUGCUUGGUUUGCUAUUGGGAAGGGGUGCUGCGACUUAUUGGCCUGCUUCUUCUACGCAUUGGGUGAGAUAUAUCGGAUAGUGCACAAUUCCUUGCGACGGAGGUGGAUGGGUUGUGAAGUCGUAAUUUCGAAACCCGCAUUUUGGGUCUUCUUCGCCAUCCGUAUGGCCCUUAUGGUCAUGGAAGCUUGGUACCUCUUUACUCGCCUCGUCUUCCCGUCUGUCUAUCGACGCCAUGGUGGAUGGAUAAUAUUAGGCUGCAUCUUCUCUUUCUUCAUUGGUCAAGCAAUUGUGGCUAAUUUUGUGCAUUCUCUAACCGCUGAAACGGGGAGGCACAUGCUAUGCUUCGAGACUAUGGACAUGUUUCGUCUUUAUAAUGAUGGAACUGGCAGCCAAAAACUUGCCAUUGCUCACCACAUAGCCAUGGCUUUCAUUGUGCCGCUUCUCUUCACGCACUCCAUCUACACGAACGUGCUGAAUGUCCUCAUCGAGUCUCCAAGUGCCACUCAUCUGCUCUCAUAUAAUUCCGUUCAACAAAUGUACUUUAUGGACAACCUUCUCCCUGUGUUCGUGUGGAGCCCCUUUUUCUUUCUCUUCUUCGUAUUUCACUUCGGUACAUAUCUCCACUUUUCCCAGGCGACCGUACUUCACAGAAUUACCUUUGGUGCUGGUCUUACAUACCACGCUUUUUACCCUCUGUUAUGCGCCUACUUCAGACGUGACGUUGGCGGCCACCUGAUGGGCGGUUUGGAUGUGAGUCACGGCCACUGGGCUAAAAAUGAACAGGAAGACAGGGGAGAGUUUUAUGGCUUAAGCAUCGAACGUGUAGCCCAACCGUGGUCCAGCAGCACCGUCAGACCUCUGCAGUUUUAA